Messenger RNA from Parnassius apollo (apollo), 816 nucleotides. The record is from the annotation of a GenBank genome assembly. NCBI's taxonomy places the organism in Eukaryota, Metazoa, Arthropoda, Insecta, Lepidoptera, Papilionidae.
AUGUAUAGACACUAUAAACAGGAAAGAGAAUCCACUCAAAGUAUUGCUGCAAAAUAUGAGUUUUACGCACAUAUAUUUAAUACGGAGUUUAACAUUUCUUUUUUCACACCUAAAAAGGAUCAAUGCGACCUGUGUGAAUCGUAUAAAAAUGCGUUAGAUGAAGAAAAAGAGGCUUUAGAAGACGGCUAUAAAGAUCAUCAAAAACAGAAGGAACUUAGUAGAAAAGAAAAAGCAGAAGAUAUUAAGUCUUGCAAGGAACCUAACAGCUCUAAAAUUGUUGCUAUUUAUGAUCUCCAGGCUGUUAUGCCUGUGCCAAUUGGAGAAAGCUCGGCCUUUUUCUACAAGUCAAAAUUAAACUGCUAUAAUUUCACGGUGUCUGAUAUCAAAAAUACGACCACUAGAUGCUACUUUUGGCACGAAGGCAUAGGGAAUCGAGGAGCAAUAGAAAUUGGAACAUGUGUUUUUGAAUUUUUAAAAAAUAUUGCUGAAUGCCAGCCCAACUGUGACGUGAUUUUUUACUCAGACAAUUGUUGCGGUCAGCAGAAAAAUAGAUUCAUACUUGCGAUGUAUCACUAUGCUGUUUCGACACUAAAUAUCAACUCGGUGACUCUCAAGUUUCUUGUGCGUGGGCACACACAGAACGAGGGUGAUAAUGCCCAUUCCCUAAUCGAAAAAGCUAUUAAAAAGGCUAAAAAAUCUGGCCCCAUCUAUGUGCCAAGCCACGCAUUGAGAAACGUUUCAAUACACAACUUUUUAUCUAAGGAAUAUUUAAGCGCAACUCAAUUUGAUACACAACUAAGUUUAAGAGAUGCUUAA